This is a messenger RNA of Lates calcarifer (barramundi perch), 6452 nucleotides long. RefSeq lists its product as uncharacterized. Gene Ontology annotation, biological process: positive regulation of Rho protein signal transduction. The record is from RefSeq and is a predicted model, not a curated record. Gene Ontology annotation, molecular function: guanyl-nucleotide exchange factor activity. The coding region runs from base 602 to 4225 and encodes 1207 amino acids. The transcript is spliced from 9 exons. NCBI's taxonomy places the organism in Eukaryota, Metazoa, Chordata, Actinopteri, Centropomidae.
AAUUUAAAACUGUGAGUAUUGUUUUUUCGAGAAGAACAUGAAAGCAGCACAGUUCCCAAGGAAAAACUCGCGAAGGAAAGAGGUCGUGUAUCCGGGAUCCUCCAGUAAAAUCCCCUGAACAGCACGAGGGAAAGAUGGACCGUAAAUAAAUGACCGACUAGUGCGUGAUUUUAUGGCAGUGCCGUUGCCGUCAGAGCACGAAUCCCGGUCUGUAACUCAAUUCAGAUCCUUCGGUCUGAAGAGCUGCGAAGGUUCAACCUGCCUGGAUUCAGAUUCAGCCAGACACCAGACUUCUUCUCUGUGAUAUGAUGGAGGUGUAAGCGCCCUGAAAACAGGCUAACCCUGAAAUGGUGUUUCCCUGUGUGAGCUGUGUAUUUGAUCUGUGCUACAGCUCUCAGGGCCAUGUCUGUCUGGUUUGGUGGUAGCUCCAGACACAUCACCACACUAAGGGGAGACUGAGAAGAGGAAACCGGGCACUUUGGGAUCUGAGCCAGUGACCUGUAGGAAGAGAGAAGCAGAGUAAAGGCUUGAUUAAAAUGGGGUUGCAGAUCUUCAUACCUGCUGACUGUGUGUCUGAUUUCCACUCACUCAGCGCACAGCCAUGCCAGAUGUAAAAUCUCCACCACCAUGUGAGUACCCCUCCACCUCCUCUACCACAGCUUCUGCCAGCUCUCCUCUCGACUUUGUCAUAGGCAUGGAGCCCUGCAUCACCAACCUCCCCCUGUCCCCUGACCCCCUGUCCUCCUUCCCCCAACACAGACCCAGUGUUCCUCAGUGCCCGGGCCUCCAGGGGCCUCCCUUCCCUCUAAUGGCCAGGUGCAACAGCAGCACCCUGCUCACUAACCUAGGGCUGAGGUACUGCUCUAGCAGGCAGGGCCCUCUGGAGAUGGGAACAGGUCAGGGGAUGGCCCCAGGCUCCUGCAUCCACACAGGAUGCAAUGGCAGCAGGCCUUACAGGAGUAUGGAGAACCUGAACUGGAACGUUGUGGCAGAUUCUGGCCUGUGUGCAUUCAGUGCUGCCCCCUACAGGAGUGUAGACAGUGAGUUUAUUUUACGCUAUACAUCCACUAGCCACUGGUAUGAUGGGUCCCCUGAUGGAUCUGUGGUGGGGGCCCAUGGACUGGUACCCACCUCAGAGAGCCUUGCAUUUCACCCUCAACAUGGGCUACCCAGGAAGGACCUACGGCUUUUCCCUCAGUUGCUGUUUCCAGGUGGCGUCAAUGAAUGGGAUGCGAGGAAAGGCCUUAGGGAAAAACUCCGCCUCCAGAGUGCGAGGUCAGCAGUUGAGUCUCUGAAGCCCCUCCCAUUGCGGCCUCAGGUGACCUCAAGUGCUGCACACAUUGAAAGGGAGGGUGUGUAUCACAUGAAUUCAACAGUUCCUGGUUCUAAUCCGCUGUGCACAAUGCGCGUCACCAGCCCUGAGGAGCUCAAGCAGGAGGUCUUGAGGCGCUUACAGCUCCGGCGGCAGAACAGCAGCCCAAACCUUGCUCUCUACAGCUCCCCAUCAACCCCAAAAGUGGUUAAAACAUCCUACACAACAGAUAACAUUGCAGGUAACAAAAACGGAUCAGAUCCUGCAUCUGGGUGCCGCAGACCUCCUGUGGGACGCCUACAUAUCCCUACAUUUGAAGAGUUUAAGAGGAUGAAGCAGAAGGAGGGGGAGCAGAGCAAAAAGUCCACAGCAGGUUCUGGAAAACUUGAGGACAACUUGCAGGGUGCAGGAGCAUCAGAUGGUGAGAUAGCUUCUUCUGACCAGACUGUCUCUCAGUCAGGUUGCUGUAGUGGAAACAGAGAGCAGAGAGGAGAUUGUGAGGAGGUGGAGGGAGACAAGAGCACAGAUGAAAGGACACCCAGCAGUGAUGAAGGCCUGCAGACCAUCACCUCCUCAGAGAGGCUUCCUUCUAACACUAUGAACAGUAGCAGCACUGCAGAUCCAACCUCGUCCUCCACCUCCAAUAGCAGCACCUACUCUCCCAUUCGCACAGGCCCCUCUCCACGUUCACCCCUGCAGCCCCUGGCCAGCACAGCCAAGGAGAAGUCCCCAGGUGCAGGGGUAGAUGAUGUGAGCUGCAGGCGUAGGAGGAGCAAUCUGGAACCAGCUGGGUCGGUUCCUUUCCUGCCCAGCAGGGAGAACUGGGAACGACCAUCCAGUUGCUGCCCAGCACUCCUUCCGGAGGGGACGGACCUGUCCAGCUAUGGAGCCAAGAUCUAUAAGAUGAAGGAUGGCCUCAUUGGCUCUGCACUGGACCUCAUCAAGAAGAGCUGCAGUGCAGAGAUCUCCACCAAGGCCCCCGUCAGGCUGUCAGGUGACCGGGACGGAGGCUGUAACAUCACCACCCCCUCGACUGACUGUCAGCCCAUCACCGUUGCCAUGGCAACGUCGGCAACGGCCUGCAGAGCUGAGGCUGACGACAAGACACCUGCAGGAGGAGGAGGAGAGGAAGCAGGAGAAUGCCAUACCGGUCUGGGCUGCAGGCGCUCCAGCUUGGACGCAGCCUAUGAGCUGGCUGAGACGGUGAGGGCACAGCGUGAGUGCCGUCUCCGGCCCCACUACAGCGACCCCAUGCCAGCUGACGCUUCCAAGCGCAUACAGCUGGAGAUGAAGAUCGCUGCUGCUGCCCGACUCCAUGGUCAUCGCAGAGACAGAGACAGUGCUCCUGCAGCAAUUCGUGGUCGCUCAGAACCCCCUGGUGAGGAGCGUCAGGCAGGUCUGGGUGUGACUCGGUCCGGGCAGCAUCGCUGGAGUACCAUCAGCAGUUUGAGUGCUGACAGCGGUGUGGUGGGUCUCAGUGAUGAGCGGGAGGAGGAGGACAGCGAGCCUCGCCGUUACCGCAGGAGCCGGGGGGCUGAGGUGGAACGGGUAGACAGCGGCAUUGGCCCAGGGCUGUCCCGCACCUGGAAGAGGCCAUCUGCCUCCCUCAGGGCCUGGGAGGCCCAGAGACCCUGUCCAGACUGUGGACUGAGGGACGGGGCCUCCAAAGAGCGAGGAGAGCGCAUGUGUGAACGUUGCUCAAAGCUGCGCACCGAGCGCAAAGAAGCCAUCCUAGAGUUCCUGAACACGGAGUCGAGCUACGGCGAGGACCUACGGAUCAUCAAAGAGGAAUUUUAUUGCCCCAUGCAGAGUGCUGGUUUGCUGACAGCUGAGCAGCUCACCGUGGUGUUUGGUAAUGUUCAGGAGCUGAUAGACGUCAACGACCGGUUCACUGAGCACCUGCAGGACAGCAUCGACCAGGCCUUUGACCAGGGAGAUGAAGAUCUGUUGACAGUGUACAUAGGAGAGAUCUUUCUGGAGUUUGUCAACAUGCUGCCUGCCUUCCAGACCUACUGCCUGCAGCAGUCCACCUCGGUCAACAUGCUCAACACAUUAGAGAAGGAGAAAGAACUGCUGAGAAUCUUUCUGGAUGUUUCCCAAAAUGACAACACAGCACUGCGUCGUAUGAACUUGCGCUCCUUCCUCAUGGCACCCCUACAGCGUGUGACCAAGUACCCGCUACUGUUAAGCCGCAUCAUUAAAGUCACUCCCGAGUGUCACCCCGACCAUGCACGUCUCCGUGAGGCCAAGAGUCGGGUGGAAUCCCACUUGGAGCACAUCAACAUGAAGACCAAGCAAGAGGGCAAUGGUGUCACCUGGUCCCUUCGCUCAUUCCGCCGCGACAGCCGCAAGAACCGGGAGGUGAUCAACAUUGAGAUGCGAGAGGUGUCAAUGAAAACAGUCGGCUGGGCAAGAGAAAACACACGCUUUGUCAUGGAGGGACCACUGCAGUUGUCCCAGCCAGCAGACGGUCAUUGGGUGAAGAAGGGUAGUAAGGCCCUCAAGUUCCAAAAUGUUCAGAGUCUGCUGAUGGUGAGGACACAGCAGGUGGGUGAAGCCCCAGGACAGGUCACCGACCUGGGGGCACAGGGAGAUCAGGGGGAAGGUGGUGGAGAGAGCAUUCGAGAUGGAGUGUUGGUUCUAAUCAAGGACAAAAGCAGCGGGAAGUUCGCAGUGCUGAGAGAGCCCAUCCGUCUAGGGAACUGUGUGGUAUCGACAGAUCCAGAUUGUGAGGACACAUUCGAGGUGCUCGAUAUUCGACGGGAGUCUUUUGUCUUCCGCGCCUCGGACAAAUCUCGCACCCAGCAGUGGUUUCAUCAGAUUAAGAGAUAUGCUAGAGACUUGGGCACCUGGAGGAAAAGACGCAAUGCUUUGCCCAACAUCAUGAUCAACACAAACCAGACCCGCUCUUGAGACUGACCACCCCCCAUCCUUGUUACACUGUAAAUAACCUGAAUCCUUAUACUACUAAAUCAGCUGACAACAAGGAACAUUUUUGAGUGACACCACUGUUAUAACUUGUAAGAUUUCAGCAUAAACAAAAAAUCUUUCUCAAAGUCUCAUGAGGGUGAGAGACAGAUACAGCACUUUUUUCUUACUAAGCUAUAAGUGCACCAUACUGUCAUGACAUUAUGUAUGAAGAUUUAAUUUACAUAACAAUUUACAUAGCCGUUACAAAAAAAUAAAUAAAUCUGAUUUGUGGACAACCAAAAAGUUUGGGUUGUGUUUGGCAGCCUUGAUUGUAAAGACUGUUUGCUCUUGCACAGAGAGCUGUGUUUUCAGUAAAUAAGGUGUGUCUGUUGAAUAGCAUGACUGAACAUGACUGACUGCUAAAAGAAAACAAUUAUUUUUUUAUAUAAGACAGUGGGGGAAAACGUUUGUUUUGGUAUUUGGAGGUGGAGAUGUGGUCAUGAGCAUUGCUCAGUGGUUUAUGUUUGUUGUCACUGCCCUCUCCUUCUGUGUGCCGCCCUCUACUGUACAUCAGCGGUAGAGCAACUUUCACUGCCAGAGAUGCAGUUGAGUGGAGCCUCUCCAACAGGCUGAGGACUUCCUGUAUCACUGUGUCUAAAUGAGAACUCACAUAACAGCAAUAAGCUCUGCCAGUUUCAAAAUAAGUAGCCACCGUAUAUGCAUUUGUUUUCCUAAGAUUUUCUUUGGCACUCAGGUGUCCUCAGGUUAUCCAUGCACGGUGUCUUCUCUCGCACUUCAUGUGGCAGAUUCAACUGAAGUCUCAAAUCUGUUCAAGUUUGUUGUCAUUGUUAAAGCUUGCCCCCAUCAUCCUAACACUAAGGAAGUUUCAUUGGAAUUAAGGUAACCUUAGUGCCAUGAAAGCAGUUUGUCAGACGUUCAGUCAAUCUCCUUAGUGUUAACAUCACAGAAAAAAGGUAAAGUCAAAUACAACAGUUUUCCUCACUGUGUGUUAAGUGCAGAGUUUUUCAACCUUGGGUUUUUGACAGAUAUAUUGAUAUUUGUUAUAUACACUAUAUCCAAGGAUAGUGUAACAUGGCCAUCUUAAAUUCCCAGAUCCAAAGGACAAUCUUAAAUUUGUUUUCUCUGUCUAACCAACAGCCAAAACCAUCCUGUUCCCAUGACCUUGAAAGUAGAAAACAAAAAUUGGAUUUUUAAAUUGCCAUGAUAACAUUAAAUCUCUGGUGGUGUCACAACACUUCUGGUGAAAAGGUUGAAAAACCCUGGUAUCUUGACAAACUCUUCUCAAGUAAAACAAAAAACAACCAUCAAACCAUCAUGACAUGGCUUUAACUUUGUGUUAUUAUGUGGCCUAGCAAUGAGCUGUUGUGCCUUGGUACUGGAUUACUGUUAAGCUAAAUCUGACUGAAAUAUUUCCAACCUGUAACAGUAGCUUUUAUCUCUGAGAUGUGGACUAGACUGCCCUCUGUUGGUACUUGAUGGAGAUCAAUUCACAAGCAAUGUAAUUCCUCCUCUGAGUCAGUCCCUGGCAGCUGAUAAUAUGCGAUCACCUUAUCUUUUAUUAUUUUAGUGUGGUUUUACAUUAUUUAUGAAGGCUUUAUUUUGUUUGAUGCACUUUAUUCAGUAAUAGAACACUCUCCAGUAUAACUUCUGGUAAAAUACUGUAUAUGUUACACAGUCUUUUUUAUUCACAAUUUUUUAAAUUAGAGGGAGCCUUGUCAACCGAAGCUGAUUUCAGCACAUUGAGACAAUACUAUAGUAAAGAUCAAGUCAUCAAACCAAAACCACUAUUUAAGACUGAUGCUGUUUUAUAUCUGCAAUGAGGUAGCACUAGAAAAGGUAGCAAAACACUGUGCUUUGGAGUGCAGGGCUGCUGCAUUGUUUCCAAUUAACCGUUUCAAAAUGUUAAAAAAAAAAAAAAAAAAAGCCUGCUAUGUUGCAUACCAUUACUUUCCUUUUCCUCAUUUGCAUUUCUAAGGCCUGAUGUGUUAUUUCCCCAAUGAAUUCUAUUAAAAGAAUUUAAACAACCUUGCUCCUAUUUGUCAGUGCUCAUUUGCAAAAUCCAAUGAGGCUUGAAAUGUAGAAUACAGAAAUAUAUUUAAGACAUUUUAAGCAUCUUUAGGAUGAGUGAUUCAAAGACAGGAAUACACAAAGUAUGAGUGGAAUGCACUUAUUAUUCCAGGUAACAAAAUCACUCAAAAAUGAGUGUGAA